Messenger RNA from Girardinichthys multiradiatus, 5183 nucleotides. It is a transcript of the gene smo, whose product is annotated as smoothened, frizzled class receptor. Bases 614 to 3046 code for a protein of 810 amino acids. Gene Ontology annotation, molecular function: patched binding; transmembrane signaling receptor activity. NCBI's taxonomy places the organism in Eukaryota, Metazoa, Chordata, Actinopteri, Cyprinodontiformes, Goodeidae. Gene Ontology annotation, biological process: central nervous system development; smoothened signaling pathway; commissural neuron axon guidance. The record is from RefSeq and is a predicted model, not a curated record. Gene Ontology annotation, cellular component: cilium; dendrite; plasma membrane. The transcript has 12 exons.
GCAUACCAGAGACAAAAAACCGACCAGACACUGAGCUGCAACCAACAGGACCACAAACAGACUGAGGGACUUCUGCCAUCAGAUACUCAUGGAGGAGAAACUGAUUCCUAGGAUGUGUACAUAGUUAUAAGGAUCCUUUCACAAUUUUAGUUUUCCGCUGAAGAAGAAGGGGGUGGUGCAUGUGAGCAAGGGAUCCUAUUACAGAGAUCCAGACUUUUUCAAGUUUUUUUCUUUAAGUGGGGGUAGGGCGAAGCAACAUUUUCUUUUUGCUUUUCUUCCUAAACCCAUCCAGCAAAUACUUAGUACAAUUUGGAAUACGUCAUUCGCUACUUUUAUUUCAUUCAAGAAUCCUUUUUGGGACUGUUGGAGACGAACAAUGAGGAGAUUUAGGACGAGUCUGUGGCACACGGACAGAAAGUGCAGAGCCAAAAAGUUUGAGAGGACUGCAAGAAAACUUUUAAAAAAAAAAAAAAACGCCCUGCAGCUUUUCUGCACCAUGGAAACUUAUGAAUCAGAUGUAGAAACCAUCCUUCACCAGAGUAGCAUGCAGUUUGAUUGCUGAAGCCUCAAGAGUUUUCAAAUCUGUUGGAUUUUUCCUCAGGUCCCUCUCAAGAUGUCUUCCCAGGGUCGAAGCCCCAUUGUUGGGAUGCUUUGGGUCUGGGCUGCCUGGCUGUCGGGUUGCGGGGCAGUGUUGGCCCCCAAUGGGACUAUGUUCGAAGACCACUGCAAGAAAACCACAACUUGUGAGGCACUUAAAUAUAACACAUGUUUGGGAUCACCUUUACCCUACACCCAUACAUCUCUGAUCCUGGCUGAGGACUCCAGCAGCCAAGAGGAGGCUUUUGAGAAGCUGACCAUGUGGUCUGGAUUGCGCAACGCCCCACGCUGUUGGUCGGUCAUCCAACCACUGCUCUGUGCUAUAUACAUGCCAAAAUGCGAAAAUGGUCGAGUGGAGCUGCCCAGCAAGACCCUAUGUUUGGCCACACGUCGUCCAUGCAGCAUUGUGGAUCGGGAGAGAGGAUGGCCCAAUUUCCUGAAAUGUGACAAAUUCCCUGUGGGCUGUUCGAAUGAGGUGCAGAAGCUGAAGUUCAACACGUCAGGCCAGUGUGAAGCUCCUCUGGUGAAGACUGACAUUCAGUCGAGUUGGUACAAGGAUGUAGAAGGUUGUGGUAUCCAGUGUGACAACCCCUUGUUCACUGAAGAGGAGCACAACGAUAUGCAUGCCUACAUUGCUUACUUUGGCACAGUCACCCUCCUCUGCACCUUUUUCACUCUGGCCACAUUUCUUGCUGACUGGAAAAACUCAAAUCGCUACCCGGCCGUCAUUCUCUUCUACAUCAAUGCCUGCUUCUUUGUGGGCAGCAUUGGCUGGCUGGCCCAGUUUCUGGACGGAGCACGCAAAGAAAUCGUGUGCAAGAGUGACAACACCAUGCGGCUCGGGGAGCCCUCGUCUUCAGAAACGCUGUCUUGCGUCACCAUCUUCAUCAUUGUCUACUACUCCCUGAUGUCAGGUGUGAUUUGGUUCGUCAUGCUUACCUAUGCCUGGCACACCUCCUUCAAGGCUCUGGGUACAACUCACCAGCCACUGUCAGGACGAACCUCCUACUUUCACAUGGUGACCUGGUCCAUACCCUUUGUCCUCACUGUUGCCAUCCUUGCUAUAGCUGAGGUGGACGGAGACUCUGUGAGCGGGAUCUGUUUUGUUGGUUACAAGAACUACCACUACCGGGCUGGGUUUGUUCUAGCGCCUAUCGGAGUGGUGCUUGUUGUUGGUGGCUACUUCCUCAUUCGGGGUGUCAUGACCUUAUUUUCCAUCAAGAGUAACCACCCGGGACUGCUGAGUGAGAAAGCAGCCAGCAAAAUCAACGAGACAAUGCUGAGACUAGGUAUAUUUGGAUUCCUUGCAUUUGGCUUUGUUUUCAUCACAUUUGGAUGCCACUUUUAUGACUUCUUCAAUCAGGCAGAAUGGGAGAGAAGCUUCAGAGAAUAUGUGCUAUGUGAAGCCAACGUGACAAUCGCUUCUCAAACCAACAAGCCUAUCCCAGAAUGCACCAUUAAAAACCGUCCCAGCUUGAUGGUGGAGAAGAUCAACCUGUUCUCCAUGUUCGGCACAGGAAUCGCUAUGAGCACCUGGGUCUGGACCAAAGCCACCUUCCUCAUCUGGAAACGCACUUGGUUCAAAAUCAUUGGUCGGAGUGACAACGAACCCAAGAGGAUAAAGAAGAGCAAGAUGAUUGCUAAGGCAUUCGCAAUGAGAAAGGAGCUCCACAAGGACCAGGAGAAGGAGCUGUCCUUCAGCAUGCAUACUGUUUCACAUGAAGGGCCAGUGGCUGGGAUCAAUUUUGACCUGAACGAGCCAUCCAAUGAUGUUUCAUCAGCAUGGGCGAUGCAUGUGACCAAGAUGGUCGCCAGACGGGGAGCCAUACUGCCUCAGGACAUCUCUGUGACUCCCACUGGGACACCAGUGCCCCCUCCAGAUGAAAGGAACAAGUUAUGGAUGGUGGAGGCAGAGAUAUCACCUGAGAUGAUAAAGAGGAAAAAGAAGAAGAAAAGAAGGAAGGAAGGGCGUAAGCCUGAGGAGGUGGUAGAAAACCAGAUUCACCCUCAGCGAGAGUUUGGCCGGAGCUCAGUUCCCCGCCUUCCUAAACUUCCCUGUCACCCAAGCCUGGUGGCCAAUCUGCGCCAACAGCAGAGGCAGCAGACAUUAGAGCAGGAGGUCCUACCAGGUUCUUUACCAGAUUUUGAACCCUGCGAGGAAAAGUGUCCUUACUUGCAGUGCCAGAGCAGCAGAAACAGUUAUCUGAUGCCCCAUGCUGAUUUUCCGGAAAAUCUGGGCCUCAGGCCUCGUUGUCACCCUUUGACUUCAAACUGGCAGCCUGGUGGAUCAUCAAUGUACUCCAGAGAGCUGGGUCACACUGACGGGCUGUCAGAGAGAAUGGCUCAUGUGGCCCGGGUACCGGCGGGCCGCAGGGCUGGCUAUGGACCCAUUCACUCCAGGACCAAUUUAAUGGAGGCGGAGCUUAUGGAUGCUGACUCUGACUUUUAAAACUGCAGAGUCAACAUAAAAACUGGUAACUGCUGGUAACUUUAAGAGAUUCUUACCGAAGUGGACCAGAUCCAACAUCAUCAAGAUCCUAAAUGUGUGGUCAGUUUUAAGCUUCUGUUAUUUACAUUAUAUGAGUGUGUCUGAAUGAGUGUGCUUGAAAAAAUAUAUGGGGAAACAAAAGAGAGAAAUAAACCUCUGUAAAUAUCUUUAGAAAAUAUUAGUUUUUAUACUGUACUCUGUACAAUGUACUCAGUCUUUUAUGAAAUUCGAAAGCAACUAUGUGACAAAAAAACAGAUCAGGCAGCUAAACUAUUCAUGUCUUGUAAACAUGGGCUGAUUUGAGAUUCUCAUAGUGUGAUAACAUUGAGUAAAAUUUCUGUAGUUUUAUGGUAUUUAGGCAAAAGUUUAAAGCAAGCAUGUAUAAUGUGAUCUUAUUGCUGUUAUUUCAUACUCAAAAGCAACAAUUAUUCUCACUCCUCCCAAAAUAAUCUAAUAUAGCAAACAAUAAAGUCCAUAAGAAUAAUAAUGUAUGUUAUAAAGAUGCAACAAUCAAUCGGCCAGAGUUCGGAGCAAGUUAAUUUUUCCUUGAUCAGCUCUGACUGAUGAUGGGCAUGUCAGAUUCCUAAGGAUCAGAUUUUGUUUUUUAGCGUAUUUGUUAAAUGAUUAAAAACUAAAGCAGCAGUUACAUUUGAAGAAUAACAAGUUGAUAUAAGCUGGUUUGCAACUGAAGUUUUAUGACCUUAAAAAAGGUCUCGUUAUUGAGGGGAACAAUUGAGUUUACAUAUUAUAACUUUCAAUUUUUUUAAUUAUUUAAAACGGCCACGUUUGUAUAUUUUUAAAAGCAGCAGAACUUGGUUGAAGCCUCUUUUCAGCCAGCUGGCCAUCAGUGCCCUGCAACAGGUGAGGGUGGAGCGUCACUCUUCGUUAUAUAGAGCCAGAGAAAAUUCCAGCUACUUGGUCACUUUCUCUAGAAUCUAAUUAAAAAAACUUUUAAAACCCUAACGAGGGUAUGAUGAAAGAUUUUACAUAGCUUUUUUAAACUUUUGCAUAUCCUUAUACCUGUAGGCAGCCCAUGCCUGCAUCAAAGAGCGUAAUGUUUAUUCCAGCAGCCCAGCCCAUUGAUCAGCGAUUUCUAGAAACAAUAACACAGUGGUGUCCCUGUUAAAGGUGAUUUUAUUUUCCAGGUAAUUCUGUCAAACUCUUUGAAUGAGACUUGUAUUGAUACUGCUUUUCUCUAAGGAGAUAAAAAUUCUAAAUGAGCUAACUUGAUGUUUUAACUCUUAGUUUCUAGCAUUACCAAUAUUAAAGACAUAAUUACUAAUUAGUUGGACAUGUAACAGAAUAAAACCUCAAGUUUCACACUUCAUUGAUUUACUUCAUUUUUACAGAGAAUCCCUUCAUGUUCCAUGAUAUCCUUACUUUUAGUGCUGUAUUGUUUAUUGAUUUUCUUUUGUAACCGCAACGGUCUUUCAUGUCUGUUUUGUUGCCUGGUGCAACAAUGCAUCUAUGUUUUUUGCAUUUUUUGGAUUUCCUUCUUAGUUUUCAUUUUUCUGUUUUGUACAUUAAAAAAAAUAUAUUUCUACUGUUGUAUAUAUUGUUUAAAGUGCUCUCUGGAUAUUCUUGUCCUCUUCUGUCAAGUGUUCUCAUCUGCAUCGCAGAUGCUUUAAAAGGUCAGUUUCUCUGCAGAAUAUUUCCUUGUUUCUCUGUUUAAAUUAAGGUGCUGUUUGUAUUUGUUACACAGCUCUGCAAGUGUAGUUUUUAUGUGCUGUAGAGUUGAUGAUAAAAUGGAUGAGUUGGCUGUUUUUUUUUUUUUCUUUCAAAUAAAUCUUCCACUGUUUUUUGUGCUUUAACCAAAACAAAGUGGCGAGGUGUGAGUUUGUGUAUUUAGCAAAAUCGUGUAAGAUUUAUUUCAGCUAUUUGCUACUACACUUUUAAAAACUGAAAGGUGGCAUAGCUCAUGUUCAGGAAAUAUUCAAACUUUAAGAUUUUAAUGUCCUGAAAAGUAAAUACUUCUGCUUGUGUAUUCUGUGAACAGAUUUGCAGCAUUAUUGUAUAGAGAACAAUACUGUCACUUAACUGUGCAGCUAUGCUUGCUUUGUUUUUAUAUAAAAAUAAAGUAAAAGUAAUACCACUGAAA